AUGGGAGAAAUAUCUAAGACCCCGGGCUACAUGGCUCAACUUUUGGAAGCUUUAGGGUGGAACGAAGGAACCAGGAUUCCUCUCGCUGAUCAAGCCAACCAAGAACUCGAAAACCUACUUAUUAACAGGCAAAAUGAGAAGCAGCGUUUAAAAGAGGCAUAUAUCUUACAAAAGAAAAAAUGUGAAGAUCUCAAUAAAUAUAAAUCUUAUGUCUUGACUGAAUCACAAGAAAAUACUCGUUUGCUAUUCGCACAUAAGCAGCAAUUGGAACAAGAAGUGAAACUCCGUCAGUUAUCAAUUAACGAAGUUGAUCGUCUGGAAAGGAAUACUGCAGACUGUCUUAAAGAGAACAAGGAUGUUACUACUAGAAUUGAUAGGUUUCAGAGUUCCAUUGCACGCUUAUUAAAAAAGGCAGACAUAUUGAAGACAGAAGUGUGUGGUGAGAGGGGUGCUCUUCAAGAAUGGCGAGCAGCACUGGAAAGGAAUGCUUGUGAUAUAACAGCAAUAGAACAGUUCACUAAACAGGAUACCUCUAAAGCAAAGGCAUUGGAGACGAAAAGACAGAAGCUGAAGCUGGAACAUGACCGUCUACAUGAUAGACUUGUACAAUUGGUAUCCAAUCUCAGUGCUGAAGAACGUGCAUGCGAUAGAAUAUCUAUUCAGGUCAUGGAAGGAAUGGAAGAAAGGAAACAGAUGAUGACCAUGUGGACUGCCGCUGUCGAGAAUCUACGACAACGUGACGCAGAUAUACGACAUGUUCGAGAGGACUACGCAUUACUAGAUACCGAAGCGAACAAUGUGGCAGAGAAAUGCCGCGAACAGCAGGCAUUUUGUGACCAGCAACGCGGCAACAACAUGGAUGCUAAUCGCGAGAAUAUUGCGUUGGGCCAACAGCUCGCCCAAACGCGCCUGGCACACCAGCGGCUCGUCGAUCUUAACACUGCACUCGAUGGGGAGUUCCAGAGUUUACAACGUGAAUUGAGCAGCUUACGAGCCAUGUUGGAGAAGCUUCACAUUGAAAACAAACACAUCUUGGAGGAACAGCGUCGCAAAGAUACGUCGUUGGAAGUUGUCAACAAUAAGAUCGCAAUGUUAAAGGACAAGUUAGUGGAUUCUACGGAUAAAACGAAAACCUCCGAGAAAAGAGCAAAGGAGCUUGAAGAUCUACUUAAUGAAGAGGAGCGUUAUGCAACUGCUUUGACUACAAAUCAACAAAGAUCUAUGCACUGCUCUUUCAUAGAACAACAGAAGCUUUUAGCACUUAAAAAUGAAGAGAAAUUAUUCCACAUGCAACUUAAGGCAUCCACUGCAGUGAUGAGCAAGUUGGACUAUAAACAGAAACAGAUAGAAAAAAAUCUUCAAUCUCAGAAAGAAACACUUUAUGCUAUUUGUUACCAAGUGGAGACUAUUGGAGCUCGAGUUUCUCAUAUGGAGGGAGCACAAGCCGAGCGUGAAUGCUCAGCAGCACUUGUAGAAAAAGAAAACAGACUGAAGGACGUGUGCGCGCUGCACGCGGCGCGCGUUGCGCUGCUGGAGCGGCACUCGGCGCGUCUGCACGACGACAUGCGCCGCCUAACCAGGGAGCUGGACCUCAAGAGCGCCACCAACACCAAGCAGCAAAGUCGUCUGAAGUCGUCGAUGCUGACAGUGGAGGGGGGCGAGAAGGACCUACAGAGUUCCCGCGAGCAUUGGCGGCGCCUGCGCGUGGAAGAGGCGCUCAUGCGCCUGCGCGUGGCGCACGCGUCGCGCGCUCUCGCCGGCCUCGACGACACCGGUUUCAACCUCGACGAACAGAGGCUGCACAUCGACGCGGCUAUGAACGAACGUCUAGUGGAGAUAAAUGCGCGUCGUGACAUGUUCAAUGUGCAGAAGCGCGCCCUCGUAGAAGAUUGUGGAAAGUUACGUUCUGAAAUUCGAGAACGUGAACAGCGGAUAGAACAACUUAUCAAGAGAUACGAUAUUUUCAUUGGUUCCUUGGGAAAAGACGAUUCCGGCCAACAACUUUCCGUAACUUACUUCAAGAUAAAGUUUGCUGCUGAACGUGCGGAGUUGCGUGAGCGAGGAGCAGCUUUGGACGCAGAUAUUGGCCGUCAGGAGAAGGACGUUUCGGCGCUUGAGGCCACCCUUCGAGUGGUACACCAUGCGCAUAGCCACUUCAUGCAUCACAUCUCACCGUUAAAGGACGACACGCCCGAGAUCGAGGAGCUGAACAAUCUAACGAAGCACUACUACGAGCUGCGCGACGAGCUGAAACUGGUGAAUGAGCAGGUGGCGGAGUUAGAGCGGGCAGUCAACGACCUGACCUCGCGCCUCACGCAUGUCAGCGACAAGAACAAACAGCUUAACGCGAGAUGCUCUGAAAAGAAACAAGAUUUGGAGAAUGCCCGUGACCGAAUGCAGCGUCAAGAGGAACGCCUACAGAACGCAAGAGACACCGUCAAGCACAACGCUAAACGGGCGAAAAAACUCGUAGACGGGGUUGAUAAUUGGCGUAUAUUUCAGCUUGCGAUCUGGUGCCGCGACUACUCGGAAGCCGCGUACAACGUGGUGACGGCGUUGCUGGAGCUGUGCCAGAACUCGCCGCACGUCUGCCCGCGCAUGGCCGCGCUGCUGGCCGCCACCGACGUGCAGCGCUACGUGCCUAGGAACCAGAGGCGACUGCUCACCCUCAUCAACAAGGUUAUAACUGACAUGAGUGCCGCUCAAAUCAAGACAGAUAUAGAAAUCCAAGAGUCGGUGUUUUCCACAUCAUCGGAGUCAAUCAAUAGUGGCGUGAGCAUCGCUAGCGGCUUCACGAAACGCCUCGCUGGUUUCCGAAGGCAUCUCGCUGUGAAAGUUAAGGAACCCGCGUUUGCCAGCGACAUUCCUGAACAAGCUCGACGAUCAACAGUAUCUCUGCGCGUCAUAACCCUCGGGUUAGACGAAACCGUGAAGGCGCUCACCGAUGACAUGUUAGGGUCCUACCAGUCCCUAAAUUGA
Messenger RNA from Arctia plantaginis, 2979 nucleotides. The record is from the annotation of a GenBank genome assembly. NCBI's taxonomy places the organism in Eukaryota, Metazoa, Arthropoda, Insecta, Lepidoptera, Erebidae.